This is a messenger RNA of Drosophila innubila, 2293 nucleotides long. Its product is annotated as protein escargot. NCBI's taxonomy places the organism in Eukaryota, Metazoa, Arthropoda, Insecta, Diptera, Drosophilidae. The coding region runs from base 176 to 1765 and encodes 529 amino acids. Gene Ontology annotation, biological process: regulation of DNA-templated transcription. The record is from RefSeq and is a predicted model, not a curated record. Gene Ontology annotation, molecular function: RNA polymerase II cis-regulatory region sequence-specific DNA binding; DNA-binding transcription factor activity, RNA polymerase II-specific. The transcript has a single exon.
UCUCUCGUUCAUUGCAGCAGCAGCGCAAACAAAUUGCAGUUUAUCGUUCAGUUUCGUUAAGUUGAGUUUUGAAGUGCGCAACGCGAUGUUUAUGUGAAGACAAAGUGACAAUAAAACAACAACAAUAUAUAGAGAAUAUUGAGAAGCAAGCAAAUAAUAAUAAACAAUUAACAAAAUGCAUACAGUGGAGCAUAUGCUAGUGGAAAAGAACUACAGCAAGUGUCCUUUGAAGAAGCGACCGGUUAAUUAUCAGUUUGAAGCCGAGCCGCAGGAUUUGUGCCUGAAAAAGCAGCAGCAUGAGGCAGCAGCAGAAUCAGCAGUAACAACGAUAACAACAGCGACAACAACAACAACAAAGGCGGCAGAGGACGAGCUGAUCAAUGUGAGCGAUUGCUGCGAGGACGAAGGCGUCGAUGUGGAUGACGAACAGAUGGAAUUGGAAUUGGAGCACGAUGAGGAUAUGGAGGACGAUGAGGAUGAUGUGGAUUGUGUGAAUGUGGAAGCUGAUCCCAAGCAGACACAAGCUGCCGCUUUGGCCGCUGCCGCUGCUGUGGCCGCCUCUGCCGCUGCCUCUGCCGCCGCGGUGGUAGUGCCCACGCCCACAUAUCCCAACUAUGGCGCGCUACAGUGGAACUUCCCUAUGACGCACUAUACGGCCGAAUUCUAUCGCACCAUCAAUCAGCCGCAUUUGAGCGCUGCAGCCGCUGCUGCCGCAGUCGCCGCCUCUGCCGAGCUGCUGUCGCCGAGCUCGCCAUCGGAUUCGUUGGGUUCGCUGUCGCCGCCGCCGCAUCAUUAUCUGCACGGACGCGCCAGUUCCGUGUCGCCGCCAAUGCGCUCCGAGAUGAUCCACCGACCGCAGCUGGGAGUGCGUCACCAGCAGCAGAGUUUUCUGCCGUAUCCCACAUAUCCUGCGGCAUACACUGCCCUGGGUUAUCCGCACCAUCAUCAACAGCAGCAUCUGCAUCAUGCGCCCAUUUCACCCGCUUACUCCGAGAGCUCCUAUUACUCCAUGCGCAGCUUGACACCCGAAUCCGCUGGCAGUUGCUGCUCCGUUCCCGAGGAUCUGUCGCUGAAGCACAAACAAAAUGUCAGCCAGACACAACAACAACAACAACAAGCGCCUGCUGUCUGCUCCUUGCCAGCUGUCAGCUCUACCGCCGCCUCCUCCAUCACUUCCUCCGCCUCCGUCACUUCCUCCUCCUCCGCCGCUUCGAAGAAGGACAAAUCCGCGCCGCCGCGUUAUCAGUGCAACGAUUGCCAGAAAUCCUACUCCACAUUCUCCGGCCUCACCAAACAUCAGCAGUUCCAUUGUCCCGCCGCGGAGGGUAAUCAGGUGAAGAAAUCCUUCAGCUGCAAGGAUUGCGACAAGACCUACGUCUCAUUGGGGGCACUCAAGAUGCACAUACGCACACACACCCUGCCCUGCAAGUGCAACAUGUGCGGCAAGGCCUUCUCCCGUCCCUGGUUGCUGCAGGGACACAUACGCACCCACACCGGAGAGAAGCCCUUCAGUUGCCAGCACUGUCAUCGCGCCUUUGCCGAUCGCUCCAACCUUCGGGCUCAUCUGCAGACCCAUUCGGACAUUAAAAAGUAUUCCUGUGGCAACUGCUCCAAGACAUUCUCGCGCAUGUCGCUGCUGACGAAGCACAACGAGGGCGGCUGUCCGGGAGGCAGUGGUACCACCUCCACCUCCAGCUCCAGUUCCGGCUCCAGCGCAACAGGCUCCAACUCGGAGCUAUCCUACGGCGGCUAUCCCGAGCCAUAGGCUCAUUCAAAUAGACCAGAAAACCAGAAGUUGUACACAAGCCAUGUUCCACCAAAAAUUAGUUCCUAAAUAGCUCGAGAAAACUUGACAAAACAAAAGCAACUUAAAAACACCCAAGACACACACACAACACACACACACACCCAGUGAAGGAAUUCUUAAUUUCUUAAUUUAAGCAUUUUUUAUUUUAAUUUUUUUUCUUAUUUUCUAGUCAGCAUUUUCUUUGCCAGAGAAAAGUAAAAAAAACGCAAAAAAAAAAUUGAAUUAAUUUGUUAAUUUUCCACUAUUAUUAUUAUGAUUUUUCUUUUUUAACCACAACUUUAUAUAUACAUAUAGUGUGUGUGUGUGUGUCAUGAUCCUAAACCGAACUAUAUUGUAAAGUAUUUGCAAGUGUCCUGUACAUAAUGUAUUACGCCCCGGCGUCUAACUUUAGCGACUCUAAAGAGCACCCUGUAUAACUACUAUAUACUACUGUAAAGCUACAAACGACAGAGAAACCUUCUAUAUUAUAGAUGUACUAUAUUUGUA